Messenger RNA from Daphnia pulex (common water flea), 1708 nucleotides. RefSeq names its product rho-related protein racA-like. The record is from RefSeq and is a predicted model, not a curated record. NCBI's taxonomy places the organism in Eukaryota, Metazoa, Arthropoda, Branchiopoda, Diplostraca, Daphniidae. The transcript has 2 exons. Gene Ontology annotation, cellular component: cytoplasm; nucleus. The coding region runs from base 355 to 1395 and encodes 346 amino acids. Gene Ontology annotation, biological process: proteasome-mediated ubiquitin-dependent protein catabolic process; regulation of proteolysis. Gene Ontology annotation, molecular function: ubiquitin protein ligase binding.
AAACGCUAGCCAUUUGCCAAACCAACUAGCGGACUUCCAAGUUCCACGCGAGUUAGCUCCCCUUUUUAGGGGCGGAGUUAGUGAUUCCGCAGUUUCCACGAUUCACCAGUAGCAGCCAACCCAGUAGUUCACUGUUGACGUGGUCAGUAGAGUAGAAUCACUGAAGCAGUCAAGGUUCGUUAUAUUUCGUGCAACGGGGUUUUAAGGUUAGUAAAAUUGAUAAGUACUCAAAGUAGUGAUUGGUGAGCAAGCAUUGAAAACCAAUUAAACUAUCAAAUUUUUCUCUUACGUGUAGUAGCCUUUAUAUGUUUUAUAGUUGCUGACUGGGUCGUUGAACACGUGGUGGAUACAGUCAUGGCAUCGUCUGUUGAAGUGCGAGAAGUUCGCAAUGGAUUUUUCCGCGUUCGCUUUAUAUUUGAUGACUCAACUACAACGAAGGAUGAAGAUGGCUUCUUUCACAUAGCAUUUCAACUUUGUGGAUCUCAAUCAAGCCGAAAAUUCUUCUUCUGUUACAAAUUCUUUUUCAUCAAAACUAAUUCCGAGCCCAACAUAGCAACAACUGCUAUUUAUGUCAGAGAGAUCCCUUCCAAUGAAAAUAGUGAACACGAUAAUGAUAGUGAAUCGAGUGAAGUGAACUCAUCAAAGCGUCAAAAGCUGGAUUCCAGUGUGUCGGAAACAGGCUUUAAUAGUCCUCACCACAUGUGGAUCGAUUACAACAACACUUUGGAAGAAACAAUUCUUUUCAAGAAAAGUCAGGGCGUUUGGUUUCGUAUGUUCCCUUUACCCUCUAACGUAAAAAGAUAUGACACUAUCACGUUAUCGAUGGAUUUCGGGAACAUUUCCGGUGGACUAGCCAAGUUGUUUCUAUCUCAACAGUUAUGUGACGUCGAAUUCAAAUUCAAAUGUGGACAGUCAAUUGGUGCCCACGUUGCAAUUUUAUCUGCUGGCAGCCCUGUGUUCUCAGUCAUGUUCUCUUCGGGAUUCUUGGAAUCGACAAUGAGAAAAGUGGCUAUCGACGAUAUUGAAAUUGACAUCUUUAAACAGCUGCUUCACUAUUUGUAUUCUGGAGGUAGUCCCGAACUAAAGGUCGGUUUGAUGGAGAACAUCAUUCAUUAUCAACAUCUUUUUGCGGCUGCCGAUAAGUAUGACGUCGAGGCUCUAAAAACAGUGUGUGUAGGUGUAAUGGUAAUCCUGCACAAGACAUUCGAAAGUGCCACUAGUAACCUAAUAUUUUCUCAGUUACACUCGAUCCCGAAACUGUUUGAAGAUUCCAUGGAUUAUUUUGUUAAACAUAGCCGCAAGGUUUGUUAUCAGCCGGAGUGGUUAGAUUUCAUGAAGGCUCACCCUGAAUUGUGCAUGCUGGUUACCCAACGUAUCGCCGGACCGCGCAUUUAAUCUGAUUUCAAACAACACCAAGACCUAUUGAACAAUUAAAUCGUGAGUUUCUUUGGAACCCAGGACUAUGGAAUUGUAUUCGUUUGAUUAUACUGGUAAUGGAAACCGUUUUCAGUUUGUUUAUGAUAAUUUUAAAUGGUCUGAUGUAAACAAGCAACGUCGUGGUAAAAUUUCUUCAAGUGAUGAGAAAUUCUAUCAAAAUGAGAAUUUUCAGUACCAAGGAAAGUUGUCCUCUUUUUAUUUAUCCUGACGGUCAGCACAGGUGUAAACAAUGAGAAUUACAAGAGAAUGAAAGAUCAACUUUACUUUUUGA